AUGCAGGCUGUUCCGACUUUGCACUUACAACGCAAGGACGUUAAUCAGCCCACGAGCAUAUGCUCUCGUAGACGCCGCGACAGCAUCAAAUAUGAUGUAACUGCGCUACAAGAAACCAAGAACAGAAACUCGGUCACACACAAGAGGAAGGAUGGAACCUUUGUCAUACUAGGAAAGAAGGUUUUAAAUCGAAACGUCUGCGGUAUUGGUUUGUCGUACACCCAUCAACUAGCCACCUUUUCGACUCAUGGGAAGAUAAGUCGUCAGUGGAAGGUAAGUGUCAUCAACUACUACUCACCCACGGAGGCAGCUGAUGAAAUCAAGCUGGACAACUUUCACGAGGAGGUCGAGAACGCCAUAUACAAGGAGAAGUCGUUUUAUAAGAGAAAGGCCAUGCACGACGAACGCAUUCUCGAGAACGCCAUUACCAGAUAUGACUGGAAGGAACGCGAAGAUCCAACAGAAAAUGUGAGAGAGCUGGUCGAAAGACUACGCAGCUGUGCUGAGCAGGCAGCUCUUACCGUGAAGAAGGAAGUAGACGUUUGA
This is a messenger RNA of Cylicostephanus goldi, 546 nucleotides long. Lineage: Eukaryota; Metazoa; Nematoda; Chromadorea; Rhabditida; Strongylidae. The record is from the annotation of a GenBank genome assembly.